GCUGGAAGUUUUGGAAAAGUUGGUUCGGGAUUUAAAAGGACAGUGUAAAACCCCAUGUUGUGCAAAUGUACAGACUGGAGCUGAUGACCCUGCCAGUCACAAAUCUCCCUCGUGUCCCCAGCCCAUUGAAUCUUGCCCUGGGGGUUGUGGAGGGGAAGAACAAGGAAUCUGCAUUGAUGGACAAUGUCAGUGCAAAGAUGGAUACAUGGGAGAACAUUGCCAGCUGAAAACCUGUCCUGAAGAUUGUAAUGACCAAGGUCGAUGCAAAGAUGGUCAAUGCGUCUGCUUUCCUGGAUACUUUGGAAUUGAUUGUGGCUCAAAGUCCUGUCCUAAUAAUUGUCAAAAUCAUGGACGCUGUGAAAAAGGAGUUUGUAUUUGUGAUUCUGGGUAUUCUGGAGUUGACUGUAGUUCCAGAACCUGCCCCAAAAACUGUUUCAAUAGAGGUCGAUGUAAAAAUGGAGUUUGUAUAUGUGAUCCUGAUUAUACCGGUCUAGACUGCAGCAUGAAAACUUGCCUCAACGACUGUCAAGACCAUGGUCGUUGUGAAGAUGGAAUGUGUGUGUGUUAUCCUGGAUUCACUGGAGUGGAUUGUAGUUCCAGAACUUGUCUCAAUGACUGCCAGAAUAAUGGCAGAUGUGAAGAUGGAGUUUGUGUUUGUGAUUCUGGGUUUUCUGGACCAGAUUGUGGGUUUAUGAGCUGCCCAGAAGAUUGUAAUGAGCAGGGCCGAUGUGUGUCAGGAGUCUGUAUAUGUGAUAGUGGUUUUAUUGGGCCAGACUGUGGAACUAGGGUCUGUUCUCCUGAAUGUGAGAGGCGUGGACGUUGUGAGGAUGGUGAGUGCAUCUGUAACCCUGGAUUUACUGGGCCAGACUGUGAGAUAAAAACAUGUCCUAAUGAUUGUCAUAAACAAGGAAUGUGUGUUGAUGGAAAAUGUGUUUGUGAUUCUGAAUAUACAGGAUUAGACUGCCAGUUUAAAAGUUGCCCGAAUAAAUGCCACAACCGGGGUAGGUGUGAAGAUGGAAUCUGCAUUUGUAAUUCUGGAUAUUCCGGGUCAGAUUGUGGGUCAAAAACUUGCCCAAAGAACUGCAGUGGGAAUGGGCAGUGUGUAAAGGGCAAAUGUAUAUGUGAUCCCGGAUUUAUUGGGCCAGUUUGUGGAACCAGAGCCUGUUCAGCUGGUUGUAGCAAUCAUGGGCGCUGUGUGAGAGGGAUCUGUGUCUGCUCUCCAGGGUACACUGGGGUGGAUUGUGCAUCCAGGCUAUGCCCCAAAAACUGCAAUAACCGAGGCAGGUGUGAAAAUGGAGUAUGUAUAUGUGAUCCUGAAUAUACAGGCCUUGAUUGUGGAUCUAGGAAUUGCCCCAACAACUGCAACAGUAAGGGGCAAUGUGAUGAUGGUGUCUGCAUUUGUGAUCUGGGAUAUACUGGCCUUGAUUGUGCAACUAAAUCCUGCUUUAAUGAUUGCCACCAUAGGGGAAGAUGUGUAGAUGGUGUGUGUAUUUGUGAGGCUGGAUAUACAGGUCUGGAUUGUGGCACUCUAAGCUGCCCUGAAGACUGCCACAACAGAGGUCAGUGUGAAAAUGGAGUAUGUGUCUGUGAUCCUGGCUUUACUGGGUUAGAUUGUGGUUCAAGGAGUUGUCCCAAUAAUUGUAAUUACCGUGGUCAGUGUGAAGAUGGAGAGUGCAUUUGUGAUUCUGGAUAUACUGAUCAUGACUGUGGCUCAAAAACAUGUCCUAAUAAUUGUCAAAACCAUGGCCGUUGUGAUAAUGGGGAGUGCAUCUGUGAUUCUGGAUAUGCUGGUACAGACUGUGGAUUGAGACCCUGUCCAAACAACUGCCACAACCAGGGACAGUGUGUAGAUGGAGUUUGCAUUUGUAACUCUGGAUACACCGAUCUAGACUGUGGGUUGAAAACCUGUCCAUAUGACUGCCAUGACAGAGGUCAAUGUGUAAAUGGUAUAUGUAUAUGUGAUUCUGGAUAUAGUGGUCUAGAUUGUGGUUCUGCCUCAUGCCCAAAUAAUUGUCAGAAUCAUGGAAAAUGUGAUAAUGGAGAGUGUGUUUGUGAUUCUGGGUAUACUGGUGUGGACUGUGGGACUCAAGCCUGUCCAGAAAACUGUCACAUACAUGGCCGAUGUGAGCAAGGGGUCUGUAUCUGCCAGCCUGGAUAUACAGGGUUGGAUUGUAGUUCUAAAUCCUGUCCAAAGAACUGUAAUGGCAAUGGGCAGUGUAUAAACGGAAAAUGUAACUGUGACUUUGGAUUUGCUGGACCGGUUUGUGGAAGCAGAACUUGCCCAGGGAACUGUGGCGGACGAGGAAAAUGCAUAAAUGGGGUCUGUAUGUGCAAAAAAGGAUAUGAAGGAGCUGACUGCAGCAUGGUUGUCACAGAACUUGUAGCAGUUACUGGGCUACAUGUAACAUCGGUGGAAGAAUCUUCAGUAACCAUCGAAUGGGACCUCCCACAGACUCCUCCAGAUUUAUAUGUCAUAUCAUUUAAAGCAAAGAAGGAGAAUGGCCUAUUAAACAACACAGUGGAUGGCUCUCUCACUUCAUUUGUUCAGACUGGUCUGGCCUCAGGAGAGGAGUAUCUUGUGUCUAUACAACCCCAGAAGGGCCUAAGUGUUGGGCCUGAUACCACUGUAACUGCUACUACAAGCAUUGAGACUCCUCAGGGACUCCGAGUGACAGAAAUCACCACCACCUCUUUCCUUUUAAGAUGGGAACGGCCCCAGUCUUUCCCUGAUCGGUACAUAGUGACACUAGUGUCCCCAAGCGGGAAGGAGAAAAAGCUGAAAGCCCCUGGGAAGGGUGAUAGGGUGAGGGUUACUGGACUGGAAGAGGGGACAAUUUACAAAGUGAUAUUGAGAGCAGAAAGGGGACAGGAACAAAGCAGAGGGAUGGAGACCACUGCAAAUACAGCUAUUGACAGGGAGCGAAAAAAUAUAGAUGAUGAAGAGGCCCGCAAGAAGAAAGGAAAGGUAGUGACCCCCCAACGGGUCGGUCAACUUGAAAAGCCACGAUUUUCCGAAGAUCAUUACGGUACUGCAACAACUGGGCAAGUUCAUACUGGAGGUGGAGAAGGCAGUUCAAAAACAAGGGAGAUAACAGAGUAUAUUGCUGAAGACCAAACACAAAAGGGCAUACUAAACACCACUAGAAGAACUAUCAAAACCACCAUUAUUACUACAUACCACAUUCAGAAUCAAAAGGAAGGAGGUGUGGUGGAUAUAUUUGAUGAUACUAAAGAUAUCAAAUAUUCACAGCAAAGGACAAAGCAUCUAACAGAUAGGGAAAAAAUAAGCAGCGAGUUGGAAGAGGGUGAUUUAGGAGAGAUUACAGAAAAGACUGAUACAACAAGGGCUGAUGUUAAAAAGCUUGUACCUGAGAGCAAAGUGCAAAGUUGGAUCACCAGAGGAAAAAUUAUAGAUGCAUCUUCUGGAGAGAGACCGCCAAUCCGUCUGAUACAGGAGAGUAACAUAACAUCAGUUAAUUUAGAUAAUACGCAGGGAGCUGGACGAGUUGGUUUCUCUCAAACUGACCCCAUGAGGCAAAAAACAAGUGAUCAAUCUGUGGAGGUGGUCACUGGGAUCAAAGUUAAUUUAGAGAGUACAGAGUCAAAAACAUUCUCCCAUGACAAAUUACCUUUCACUAUAAAUGAGAAGCUAAAGAAGGAGAGAGGUUCAGGCGGUGCACCAGAUAAUAGAUAUGAAAUGAGCGCAUCUCAAGAAUAUAGUGAUAUAUCAACAAAAGCACAUGCGGAGGGCAGAAACUCUAGAAAAGAUAAUAUAGGGUGGGAGGAAGAGAAAUUAUUUAAUCAGACAGUGGAAGAGAAAAGUGGGAAAAGAAGGCUAGAAGCAGGAAUAAAAGAUCAGAAACAAAAUAAGAUGGAAAAGGCAUUUUCUGGAGGUUUACACAUAAAGGCCGUAAUUGAGAACUUACCAACAAAACUAUCAGUUUACAAUGGGACCUUCAUACAACGUCUCGAAAGUUACCUGCGUUCGACUUCUUACCCACUAAGAAUUAAUCAAACAGUGGAAUCUGUGGCUAGAGCAAUCUUCCUUUACUUAGUGAAGUAUAAACCCAAUAGUUUUACAGGAAUGGUAUAUGAUCGUCUUCCAGAAAAGACUCCAGGUGCACCAGGAAAUAUGGAUCCUUUUGGAGCAAGUAGACUUCAGGGUAAUAUGGGGAGUGUUAUGGUGGGUAACAAAUCAGAUCAAACAAAAGAGGUAGAAGUUCUCAAACCAAAGGAUAGAAGUGAGUAUAGUUCUUCAUCUGAUCUUCAUGAAGUUAAUAUGAAACUCCUGAGAGAAGACCUUCUGAAAGCCAAAAUAACUCAUAUGGACAUUGAAGACGUGCAGGUUGAAAAUCCCACUCCAACUAAUGACAAAGAAAUUACCCCCCAAACGCAACAUUACCACAGUAAAAAAAUUCCACCAAAACAGCUAAGACCAGAGAAUGAGAGAUCUGAAAUAAAGGAGGGGGAGAUAAAAAAUGAACACCACAUUUCAAGAAGUAAGAUUGAUGACAGAGUGUCUUUACCGCAAGUGAGAGAGGGUGAGGGAAAAGAAAAUAAAGAAAAGGCAACGAUAUUUAACCAUACACAUGGGUUUGCUGGUCGAUCACCACAUCCUACAUUGAUUAAAAUUUCUGGUCCAGGCAUUUAUGACAGACCAACUAUUCUACAGAGUACUCCUACAAGUCUUGUUGUAUCCCUAGAUGGUAUUGGGGUUCUAUCUGACAAGGUGAUGAUUCAUUAUCGUCCAUUUCAAACCAUCAUGACUGAUAUUCCACACCAAAUGGAGGUUGGUAAAGGAGUUGGAAAAGUGGUGAUCAGGGAUCUAGAACCAGGGACCACCUACCGCCUUGACAUUCAUGGGCUAUUGAGGGGGCAGUCUUCCAAGUCUUACACAUUGAUAGCUGACACAGCACAAAGAUCGACAAAGUUGCCCACUGUGGUGACCACGCAACCAACAAUAUCCCAAAAAGAGGACAUUAUAACUACCACGACUUUAUCAGUUUCUCCGCGGCCCCGUGUACCAGCUCAAAUGGGAGCACUGCAAGUUCGGAAUGUUACAAGUGAAAGUAUCACGUUAGUUUGGAAGGCCAAGAUUAGGGUUUAUGAUUCAUUCUUAGUGCGCUACGAGGAGGUAACCGAGGGUGUCAGUCCACAAGAAAUAUCUGUUCCAGGAGAUCAACGGGAGGUGACUUUAAGAGGACUUACUCAAGAUACCAGAUAUGCAGUAUUGCUCUAUGGAAUAAAGGGAGGAAAGUUGUCACGGCCUUUGAGAGAGGAAGUAACAACAGAACCGCUCCCUGAUAGAGGCACUCCGCCUCGCCUCUCUCCUCUCUUGGUGUCUGAAGUCCACACAAACUCUGCACUUUUAUCAUGGGAACCUCUAGAUGGUGAUUUUGAUGCAUAUAUAUUGCGGUAUGGACCUCCUGAGGGCCCCAUGCAAGAGGAAACCCUGAGAGGAGACCAGACAUCUUUCCUUAUUGAUGGAUUGGUUGCAGGAGUUAAUUACUCAGUUGAGCUGCUUGGCAUUUGGGGAGAAAGUUACACAGAGCCUCAGGUUACGAAUGUGCUGACAGAAAAACCACAACCUCCUCGCUUGGAGUCCCUCACUCUGUCUGAUGUACGAAGUGAAUCUUUACAUCUCUCUUGGGAUGUCCAGGGUGGAGAGUUUGAUUCCUUUCUCCUUUUGUACCGAGAUGGAGAGGGAAAACCACAGGAAAUAACGCUAGAUAAAAAUUUGCGCUCUUUCACUAUCAUAGACUUGAAGCCUGGAAAAAAGUAUAAAUUUGUCUUGUAUGGCAUGUCAGGGGAGAAGAGAAGCAAACCAGUGUCAGCAGAGGGGAGCACAGAAAAACUUCAACCACCUAGACUAGAGUCUCUGUCUGUGUCUGAUGUCCACAGUGACUCUGUACUACUUUCGUGGGUGGUUCAGGGUGGUAAAUUUGACUCAUUUCUUCUAAAUUAUCGGGAUGCUGAGGGCAAACCCAAGGAGGUUGCUUUUGAAGGGGAACAGCGCAGUGUCCCAGUCGGGGAACUGAAACCUGGAAAGAAAUAUAAAUUUAUCCUUUAUGGGAUUUCAGGAGGAAAGAAAAGCAAAGCAGUGAUAGCAGAGGCCACCACAAAACCGCUCCCUGAGAAAGGUACUCUGCCUCGCCUCUCUCCUCUCUUGGUGUCUGAAGUCCACACAAACUCUGCGCUUCUAUCAUGGCAAGCGCUAGAUGGUAAUUUUGAUGCAUAUAUAUUGCGGUAUGGACCUCCUGGGGGCCCCAUGCAAGAGGAAACCCUGAGAGGAGACCAGACAUCUUUCCUUAUUGAUGAAUUGGUUGCAGCAGUUAAUUACUCAGUUGAGCUGCUUGGCAUUUGGGGAGAACGUUACACUGCGCCUCAGGUUACGAGUGUGCUGACAGAACCGCUCCCUGAGAAAGGUACUCUGCCUCGCCUCUCUCCUCUCUUGGUGUCUGAAGUCCACACAAACUCUGCGCUUCUAUCAUGGCAAGCGCUAGAUGGUAAUUUUGAUGCAUAUAUAUUGCGGUAUGGACCUCCUGGGGGCCCCAUGCAAGAGGAAACCCUGAGAGGAGACCAGACAUCUUUCCUUAUUGAUGAAUUGGUUGCAGCAGUUAAUUACUCAGUUGAGCUGCUUGGCAUUUGGGGAGAACGUUACACUGCGCCUCAGGUUACGAGUGUGCUGACAGAAAAACGACAACCUCCUCGCUUGGAGUACCUCACUCUGUCUGAUGUGCGAAGUGAAUCUUUACAUCUCUCUUGGGAUGUCCAGGGUGGAGAGUUUGAUUCCUUUCUACUUUUGUACCGUGAUGGAGAAGGAAAACCACAGGAAAAAACUGUAGAUAAAGAGUUGCGCGCUUUCACCGUCAGAGACUUGAAGCCUGGGAAAAAGUAUAAAUUUGUCUUGUAUGGCAUGUCAGGGGAGAAGAGAAGCAAACCAGUGUCAGCAGAGGGGGGCACAGAAAAACUUCAACCACCACAACUAGAGUCUCUGUCUGUGUCUGAUGUCCACAGUCACUCUGUACUACUUUCGUGGGUGGUUCAGGGUGGUAAAUUUGACUCAUUUCUUCUAAAUUAUCGGGAUGCUGAGGGCAAACCCAAGGAGGUUGCUUUGGAAGGGGAACAGCGCAGUGUCCCAGUCGGGGAACUGAAACCUGGAAAGAAAUAUAAAUUUGUGUUGUAUGGGAUUUCAGGAGGAAAGAAAAGCAAAGCAGCGAUAGCAGAGACCACCACAAAACCACAUGAAAAAUUAGUGCCCUCUUCUCCUGCAACUCCUACUAUGCCUCGUCUGAUUGACCUGCAAGCCAAUGAAAUAGGGAAAGAUUCAGUAAAUUUGUCAUGGAAAGUGGAGGGUGAGUCUUCUUUUGACUGGAUCGUGGUACAGUAUGGGGAGCCUGAUGGUAGAGUGAGAGAGGAGCAGGUUCCAGGAGGGGACACGAGCACCACAGUCACAGGACUGCUGCCAUCCAGGCGAUACAAGUUUAAUCUAUAUGGCAUCAAAGGGGAGAGACGAAGCAAACCUUUAUCCAUUGAGAUUGAAACAGAUUUCCUGGAGGCUAUUGGUCAACCUACUUCUUUCCUGAAUGAUCUUUAUGUUUCUCCACGUGGUCCUCAUUCCAUCUUACUUUCUUGGGAAGCUCCAGAAGGCUUUGACUCAUUUGUUAUUAAUUAUAGCAUUGAGGGUCAUGAGAAGCCUCAGAAAAAGGCAUCUGUAGAUGGAACUGCACGUACUCUCUUGCUUACUGACCUCCAGCCUGACACCCUAUAUAAAGUAAUACUACAUGGAAUUAGAAAAGGGAAGGAGCAGAACAGUCUGAAAGCCACUGGACGUACAGGAUCUCUGGACCUUGAACCCCCUAAAAACUUGAGAUUUAAUGAUGUAGAAGAAACAUCUUUCACUGUCAUUUGGGAUCCCCCCAACCCUGAAACCACCACAUUCAAAGUAUCAUAUCAACUUGCAAAGGGGGGAGAACCUGAAAGUGUCAGUGUAGUUGGAGACAGCAAAUCUCUGCAGAGACUAAACUCUGGAACACAUUAUGAAGUUACAGUGGUAUCUGUACGGGGGUUUGAGGAAAGUCAACCGCUGACAGGCUACAUCACUACAGGUGGAGGUGGUCCACGUUCUCUGCGUGCUCUUGAUGUGACUGAAGAAUCAGCACUUUUACGGUGGGAACCAGAAAUGGGAUCCGUAGACAGAUAUUUAGUGACAUACAGGGCAGAGAAUGUGCUUUCAGUGACCUUAGAAGUGUCAAGUGAUCAGACUGAGCUUCCUAUAACUGGUUUGAACCCACACACUGAAUACUAUGCAAGUGUGCAAAGCCUCCAUGGAUCAAAGCUGAGCUCACCAACCUCUACCUCUUUCACUACUGGUGCUGAUACUCCACGGGAGCUCCUUGCCAAUAAGAUCACAGCUCAUAGUGCCCUGUUGACGUGGAAACCACCUCAGGCUGUUCCUGAUGCGUAUCGACUUAUAUAUCAAACACAAGAUGGUGAAAUGAAGGAGUUCAUUUUACCAGCCAACAUGUCCUCCUUUACUCUGAGUCAUCUCACACCAUCCACCCCAUAUAAAGUUCAGCUUCAUGCCUUGCGUGGUGCUUCCAGUUCUGCACCCAUUUCCACCUCCUUCACUACAGGUCGGAUAAGAUUUCCAUUUCCCCAAAAUUGUUGGGAAAAGCUGAUGAAUGGAGAAGUGCAGAGUGGUCUCUUCACAAUAUAUAUGGGAGGAUCAAAGGAUGAUCCAUUGCUGGUGUACUGUGACAUGGAGACUGAUGGAGGUGGCUGGAUAGUUUUUCAGAGGAGAAUGGAUGGAAAAACUAAUUUUUGGAGAGACUGGAAUGAAUAUAAGAUGGGAUUUGGUAACUUUACUUCAGAGUUCUGGCUGGGUAACACUGCUCUGCAUCGUCUCUCAUCUUUGGCACCUUAUGAGUUACGUGUAGAUCUCCGGGCAGGAGCUGAGUCUGCCCAUGCUGUGUAUGAAGAUUUUCGUAUUGAGCCUGAAGAUAAACACUUUAGGCUGCGAAUUGGAGAAUACAGAGGAACUGCAGGGGACUCUCUGAGCUAUCACAACAAUAUGAUUUUCUCUACAAGGGAUCGAGAUGCCCAGAAAAGAAUAUUACCUUGUGCCAUUUCAUAUCGUGGAGCUUGGUGGUAUAAAAACUGCCACUAUGCCAAUCUUAAUGGGAUAUAUGGCAACAACAAAGACCAUCAAGGUAUGAACUGGUACACAUGGAAAGGCUUUGAAUUUUCUAUUCCAUUCACUGAGAUGAAGAUGCGGCCACAGAGAGCAGGCAACUGGCGCCGUCUCUAAAGCUCUGACAGUCUGGAACCACUAAACUUAAAACUGGAAGCAAUAUGGCACCUUUGGAAACCUUACCCAUAAGUCAUUUCUGCUAGGUCCAUGCAAUGAAAAAAAAAGACCAAAAAACUGUAUCUAGUUGUGAUCGUUUUUAACUCCAGAAACACAGAUGGAAGCGAAAAUCUAGAAACACUGGCCUCUAGAACUGGAGUCUAGAACCCAAGCGAUGGAAACAGAAAUAACCUAGAAAAAAAAGCAGAAAAAAUAGCUAUGUGCAGGCGAUAUACAUGGUCUAUAUAUACAAAAAUGCAAUGCAGCUAAAAUCUAGCAGUUCCAGGUUUUAGAAAUCUAAAACCAGAAGCUAUAAUGUAUUAAUAUAAUAUAGUGUAAAUCUAGAAGAGAAUUCUGGAAAAUACUUCAAAGGGUCUACCUGGGAGGAGUUCACCCUCAAAGGGUAGGGGAGAAUAAAAUGUUUGUCACAGCCACAAAAUGGGGAGGGGCAGUGGGGAGGAUGUGAUGGAGCACCAUUCCCUCCACCCACUAAAUAAAUAUAAAUAUAUAUAUAUAGCAAACGGAUACACGGUCUAUUUUUUAUAAAAGCACAGUAUGAAGAGGAAAUGGAUGGGAGGGGAAAAGAUGGAGGAUUUGUGUUCUGUAAACUGCUUCUAAUAAACCGAUGGGAUAUCA
Molecule: messenger RNA, 9985 nt
Organism: Xenopus laevis (African clawed frog)
Lineage: Eukaryota; Metazoa; Chordata; Amphibia; Anura; Pipidae
Gene: tnxb.L
Product: tenascin XB L homeolog
Exons: 28
Coding region: 206-9310 (3034 amino acids)
Source: RefSeq, a predicted model, not a curated record